This is a messenger RNA of Ustilago hordei, 2394 nucleotides long. RefSeq lists its product as uncharacterized. Gene Ontology annotation, biological process: regulation of mRNA processing; spliceosomal complex assembly; protein phosphorylation. Bases 1 to 2394 code for a protein of 797 amino acids. The transcript has a single exon. Gene Ontology annotation, molecular function: protein kinase activity; ATP binding. NCBI's taxonomy places the organism in Eukaryota, Fungi, Basidiomycota, Ustilaginomycetes, Ustilaginales, Ustilaginaceae. The record is from RefSeq and is a predicted model, not a curated record.
AUGUCUGGAGGGUCACAUCACCACCCUCCCGCCAUGCCUUCCAACUCCAUCUCGAUAGCCGGCGCAUCCCAAGAACAACAUACACCUGGAAGUUAUGCGCCGUCAUCCAUCAACGCAUCGUCAGAUAUGGGCUCCGUCAUGACAGAAGACGAGGAAGAUCUUGAAGAUUACGGCAAGGGAGGCUACCACCCCGUUCACGUAGGCGACACUUUCUCCGACGGACGAUAUCUCAUCGUCCGCAAGCUUGGCUGGGGUCAUUUCUCCACCGUCUGGCUCGCAAAAGACAACAAGAUGAAGAGGCACGUUGCCUUGAAGGUCGUCAAAUCCGCACCACACUACACAGAGACCGCAUUAGACGAGAUCAAGUUGCUCCAGCGACUCGUUUCCACCAACCCUAAUCACCCGGGAAGGCGGCAUUGCGUUUCGCUCCUCGAUCAUUUCCGACACAAAGGCCCCAACGGCUCGCACGUAUGCAUGGUCUUUGAGGUGCUCGGCGAGAACUUGCUUGGUCUUAUCAAGCGCUAUCAACAUCGAGGUGUGCCUCUACACAUUGUCAAGCAGAUUGCCAAACAGGUCUUGCUCGGUCUCGACUACAUGCACCAGGAGUGCGGUAUCAUUCACACCGAUCUCAAGCCCGAAAACGUGCUCAUUUGCAUCGAUGAUGUCGAGGCGGUCGUUGAAGCCGAGUUGCGGUCCAACCCUGCUGCAGUACCCACAAAGCUCGUUGGCGUUCCACCAAGUCAAGGCCGAGGAGGUACGCAAACACCAAAACGAGACGGUAUCUUCAUCACUGGUUCGCAGCCAUUGCCAAGUCCAAGUAGCAGUCUCAGCUCGAGUCCCAUGUUCGACAAGUGGGCAUUUGGCAUGUCCAAGAUUGACAAACCAAGUGUGAGCGACAGCGAGAACGGGUUCCGAGGUGGUGCAAGCAGCGAGGCAGCCGGCUCGAAAGGUGCUUCCUUGGCGACUAGCAGCAGGGAUCCGGAGAGGUCAACAGAGAUGCUUGGUCAAGGUAUUUCGCAGCUCAGCACACAAGGGUCCAGCAGCUUGCCUGCUGACUCGUUCGGUAGCAGGAUGACAACAGGUGCACCUCAGCAGAAGGGUCCCUCGUUGCUCUCUCUCGGUGCUCCACGUGUCCCGCAAGCAUCCGAAUCUUCAGCAGCAGCAGCAUCAAACUCGACCGCACAACCUCCUGCGGAAGCAGCAGCGGCAGAGCCUCAAGACUCGCCUUCCCCCAUGUCGGUCGACUCGCCGAAUUCCACCAAUCACGCAGAACCAACGCCGAUGGACGAGAGCACGCAUCAACCCGCACCAGCAGCUGGCGAUCCCAACAUGCUCCCACCUCCACCACCGUACGAUCCUAGCUCACUUGAACGAAUCACAGUCAAGAUUGCCGACCUGGGUAACGCAUGUUGGGUUGACCACCAUUUCACCAACGACAUUCAGACACGGCAGUAUCGAUGUCCUGAGGUUAUCUUGGGUGCCAAAUGGGGUCCAAGUGCCGAUAUGUGGUCUGUCAGUUGCAUGUUCUUUGAGCUGCUCACGGGAGAUUACCUCUUCGACCCUGCCGCAGGCACCAAGUACAACAAGGACGACGAUCACGUAGCUCAAAUCAUCGAGCUGUUGGGCGACUUCCCAAAGAGUCUUGCUUUUGCAGGCAAGUACAGUGCCGACAUGUUCAAUCGACGAGGAGAGCUACGUCACAUUCACAAGCUUCGGUUCUGGCCGUUGAUCUCGGUGCUUCAGGAGAAGUAUCUGAUGCCGUAUGCUGAGGCAAAUGAGCUUUCCUCGUUCCUGUUGCCGAUGCUGCGGUUGCAUCCCGAGAAACGAGCUGGUGCGAGGGAGCUAUUGGAUCACCCAUGGAUCGAAGGAAUUGUGGUGCAGGGAGAGAUCGAGCAAGCGAUGCGACAAGCAGGGAUUGACGUCGAUGCGCUAACAGCUGGGACGAGUCCAGGUGGGAGGGCAUUGCCUCCUGGUUUGACGCCUAGUGAAGCGGAUGCAUUGAAGCCUGUCGGUUCGGUUUCCAGCAGCCCAGCACCGAUGUCGCUUGGCAUGCAAGGAUUGGAAGUUGCAAAGAGACGAGCGGCACAACAUCAGGAAGAGGCAGCUGCGGCGUCUGGUCAGACUAGUGCUACUUCUUCCGCUCUUCCCACGCCGAAUAUCGGUGGAGGACCAGUGCAGGCUUUGCAGGCUGAAGCGCUAGAGAAAUCAAGUUCGAGCGAUGGAGCUAAUGAGUCUCACAUGACAGUUAAGGGGUUAGCUCAGGAAGUUUCCACUCCGAAGUUGAACACUCAGCAGCAAGGACAGCAGGGAGGGGGUAAUGGUGGAUCGAGUAACAGAGAACCAGGUUCUCCUUCUCCUCAGGGGUUGCCUCGUCCUGUUGCAACCAUAGUGUAG